AUGAGAGCUGGUAGAUGGAACCCAAGUGAGAAGAGGGUCAUUAUCGAGCAUGUUCCGAUUCCUCAACCUGGACCCAACCAAUUUCUGGUGAAGCUGGCGAGUGCGUCACUAUGUCACUCAGACAUCAUGGCAAUCGAUGCUGGCCAGACUGCAACACUAGGCCAUGAAGGGGCAGGGUAUAUUGAGAGCAUCCAUCCCAGCGCAGAAGGGAAAGGCUUUGAUAUAGGGGAUAAGAUCGGAUUCCUCUACAUCAUCGGGUGCUGCUUUAAAUGUGAAGGUUGCAUGAUACACAUUCUACACUGCGUAACCGGAAAGCAGCUUCUACAAGGGUUCACAACAGACGGGUUCUUUGCGGAAUAUGCUGUGGUGGACUACCAAAACUGCAUCAUACUGCCAGAAUCAAUCGAUGUCAAGAAAGCAGCUCCGAUCUUCUGUGCGGGCAUUACUGCUUUCCACGCUGUCGAUAGCUCUGAACUAGCUGCAUGCGAUUGGCUGGCCAUUGUCGGCGCUGGAGGGCUGGGUCAGAUUGCUACACAAAUCGCCAAAGCUAAGGGUGUGAAUGUCGUCGCAAUUGACAUCAAUGACGCCACUUUAGAGGUUUGUAAACAACAAGAGGCGGACCAAGUGUACAACUCGAGGACCAGCAAAAUCUACGUCGAAGAAUUGAAGCAGCUCACGAACGGUGGCUGCAAAACAGCUUGUGUCUUCAGUAAUGCACAGGCGGCCUAUGCUGGCGUUCCACCGAUACUUCGACUCGGAGGUGUCAUGAUGAUCGUAGGCUUGCCUCAUGAUAACAUUCCAAUUUCGACAAUGGAUCUUGCUCUGGGUCGUUACAAGGUCAAAAGUGAGAGUACGAGCAUUCCACAGCGGAUGAAGAACGCUGUGGACUUCCUUGGUGAGCACGGCAUACAACCCGAAGUGCAGAUUCGUAGGUUAGAGGAUCUCAACGACAUGGUCAACGAGAUGAGAGCUGGUACGGCUACCAAGAGAAUGUUGGUGACGUUCUGA
Messenger RNA from Zasmidium cellare ATCC 36951, 1008 nucleotides. RefSeq lists its product as uncharacterized. The record is from RefSeq and is a predicted model, not a curated record. Gene Ontology annotation, molecular function: oxidoreductase activity. The transcript is spliced from 5 exons. NCBI's taxonomy places the organism in Eukaryota, Fungi, Ascomycota, Dothideomycetes, Mycosphaerellales, Mycosphaerellaceae. The coding region runs from base 1 to 1008 and encodes 335 amino acids.